CAAAAUGUAAUUUGGAUAAUUUAGAUUGGGUUCUGCAUCUCCCAUGUCUAGUUAUUUUAGUUAUAAGUGAUUGUUCAGAGAUAAAAAUGUUAUUUUACAUCGAGGAGAGAGAAAUCCGACAACAAGAAGUCUCAGAACACCGCCCAACAUUCCCUGUAUUGGAAUAUGUAAUAAUAAAAAAGCUACCCAAAUUAGUGAGCAUAAGCAAUUUUGCAUUGGAUUUUUCUCGACUUAAAUAUCUGUCAGUGUGUCAAUGUCUUAAUUUAAAGAAGCUUCCGUUCAAAGGUGCCAUUGACAACAAUCAAAGAAUGAUAGACAUUCAUUGUGAGAGAGAAUGGUGGGAAAGCUUAGAGUGGCAUGAUGCCACCAUCCCAUCUCAUCUUCGGCCUUAUUUCAGCAUGGAUGAGAGUAAUGUAGACUUAUUUGAAGCAUGGAGGAAGCAUAUAUAUGUACAAGAUGAGAGUUACAAAGAUUCAGAUUAGUUCAAGCCAAGUAAGAUGCUCUUUUUUGCAUUUACUCAAGUUAGAAAUCAUCUUAUGCUCAUACCAAGUAAGAUCAUUUGGAGAAGAUGUUCUCUUCAUUGUUUUCAAAUUCAAUGUGCAACUUAUAACAUUGUGAAGUCAUGCUAUCCCUUUGACAUGACUUUAAUUCCCUGGGUUUUCCAUUUCCAAAAACUUCUUAGAACUACAACUUCUUUUUGCGAUUAUCAGUGAUCUACCAAAUUUACUAUGGAAUUAUGCUCUGGAUUGCUCUUGUGUUGUUUCUGGUUUUUCUUCUCAAAUUUGAACACUUUGAUUGGUUUUUUAUUUAUGCUAGUGUGAGGACAUAUUAUUAUUUGGUUUCCAAGUUUGAAGUAUGUUUACCAUUAUUAUCUUAUGUAUUUUCUAAGUCAAGUCUGGCUUGAAAGUUAAUCAAUUGAAGAUAUUAAUCGUUGGGUUGAAUCUUUCA
Molecule: messenger RNA, 948 nt
Organism: Dioscorea cayenensis subsp. rotundata (Guinea yam)
Lineage: Eukaryota; Viridiplantae; Streptophyta; Magnoliopsida; Dioscoreales; Dioscoreaceae
Product: disease resistance protein At4g27190-like
Exons: 3
Coding region: 87-482 (131 amino acids)
Source: RefSeq, a predicted model, not a curated record